CCGGUGGGCACUUGUCAGAGCCAUUCUAGAGAGAGAAACAGUGUUCAGCUGUCACCGUCCGAAGAGCAGAAACGACGUCGUUGCCGUCGGAGAUGGCGGAGCGCGAUGGCGGCGGAGAGAAGCAAUUGCCCAACGACAACAACAACAACAGCGGGGAGGUUCUGAGCAUCCCGAGGGGUGGACCCCUCUACGUCCCCAAUUUGGUCAGUCCCCUCACCAGUGUUCAUCACUUCCAGUCUUCUCUUCUCCAAGAGCUUCAGGAUUUAGAGGUCGAGAUUUCUUCUUCGGACGCAACCCUAGGUUUUGAUGACGAAGAAGGAGAUAUUUCAGUGGAUGAGCUUAAAAUCUUUACUGAAGAAGAGUUAGUAGAUAUGGCCAUGAAAGAGGCAUUCGAGGAAGGAGAAAAUCAGGAAAAGCCUUCAACACUAGCAGACAGGCUCUCCAAUGAAGAGAAAAAAGAUGAUAGUAAAAUAUCAAACAAUAAAGAUGUGUGUUCAGAAAACGCCACGAGAGAAACAAAUGGUUCACUUGAAGAUGGAAUAAUGAAAACAUGCAGCUCAAGGAAGAAACAAAAAAGGAUGGCACAUCGGCACGCUGGUGAGGAAACAUACAUUGCUAAGGUGGAGGAACUUGCAAAAAUUAAAAAGAAGCAGGAUGAAGAUAAAGCAGCUGUAAGACUGCACUCAUUCAACCCCAGUGGCAGAAUAGUUGAGUGUGCCACUCCAUCCUCUGAGAAAAUUGAAAGGAUGAAGCCCCUCAGAUAUGCAACCACACGAGCUAAGGUGAAGUCAUCAAACAGUAAUGAAUACGUUAGUGUUGUGCAUCCAGAAGUUGCCCUUUACGUGGAGGUUUACCAUAACAUAAAAAGAUGGGUGAAGACCCAAGAAUUCUUGGUUUUAGGAGGACAAACCUUGACUGAGCUGAGGGAUAAGAUCUUCUGUUUGACAGACCAGAUGAUGCAAAAGGCUGGGCAGCAUGAUCCUUCCGGAUAUUUCCUCAUAGAGGAUGUUUUUUGCAAUGAUUUAAGGAACCCAGCCGCAAUAGAUUAUAGCGAACCCAUAUUUGACUGGCUUCGAAACAAUAAGGACGAAGCUCGUAAAAAAUGGGAAUGUAUAAUUACCGGAGAACUGCAGCAAAAGCAAAAGGCAAUUAUCGGUGAUGUGGCUUCACAAUUGCCUCACUUUAAAGCUGUUGACAUGCAAAAGACACGGUUUUGUGACUUGAAAUUUAGCCUUGGUGCUGGAUAUCAAUAUUGUCACCAGGGAGACUGCAAGCAUACAAUUGUCAUACGAGACAUGCGGCUUGUUCAUCCAGAAGAUGUGCAGAACCGGGCAGCUUAUCCCAUUGCCGUAUUUCAACUGAAGCCGCGUGUGCAAAAAUGUUAUGUAUGUAAGAUUUAUAGAGCUACAAAGGUGACUGUCGAUGACAAGUGGGCUCAAGGGAAUCCUUGCUACUUCUGUGAUAACUGCUAUUACCUUCUACAUUAUAAGGAUGGUUCCCUGGUGUAUAGUGACUUCUCUGUGUAUGAUUAUCUGCAUGAUUAAGUGGUAUAACGUCUUUAUAGAAUUACCCUCCUUUGUGCAUUUUGGUUCGAAAGAGAAUUUAGAGUAAACAAUUUUAAGUUAAUGUUAAUUAAUUAAUAUUCAUGAAGGAUUGGAGUUUAUAGUACACUAAUAGUGGAUGUUCCCGAGUCCGACAUACGGGGCUUUACGCUG
Messenger RNA from Morus notabilis, 1715 nucleotides. RefSeq names its product snRNA-activating protein complex subunit. Gene Ontology annotation, cellular component: snRNA-activating protein complex. Gene Ontology annotation, biological process: snRNA transcription by RNA polymerase III; snRNA transcription by RNA polymerase II. The transcript has 11 exons. NCBI's taxonomy places the organism in Eukaryota, Viridiplantae, Streptophyta, Magnoliopsida, Rosales, Moraceae. The coding region runs from base 93 to 1544 and encodes 483 amino acids. Gene Ontology annotation, molecular function: core promoter sequence-specific DNA binding; bent DNA binding; RNA polymerase III type 3 promoter sequence-specific DNA binding. The record is from RefSeq and is a predicted model, not a curated record.